Molecule: messenger RNA, 365 nt
Organism: Penaeus vannamei (Pacific white shrimp)
Lineage: Eukaryota; Metazoa; Arthropoda; Malacostraca; Decapoda; Penaeidae
Source: RefSeq, a predicted model, not a curated record
ACCUCAAAACGCCGUAAUAACGGACGCUCCAAGCACGGACGUGGACAUGUGAAACCCGUCCGCUGCACCAACUGUGGUCGCUGCGUCCCCAAGGACAAGGCCAUCAAGAAGUUCCAAAUCCGUAACAUUGUGGAAGCGGCUGCUGUCAAGGAUAUCAAUGAAGCUUCUGUGUACACUGUAUACCAGCUCCCAAAGUUGUACAUCAAGCAGCACUACUGCGUUUCCUGCGCCAUCCACUCCAAGGUGGUGAGGAACCGCAGUCGCAAGGCCAGGAAGAUCCGUACCCCCCCACCUCGCUUCCCACGAUCCUCUGAGAAGAGGCCUCGUCCCAACAAGUAAAUGAAAUAAAAACCUGGAGUCUUUAA